AUGGCACUAACAGUGGGGAAAGCAGGACCAGCUUCGGAUUUUAGAAAGUUUAUGGAAAAACGAUUACAAAUUUACUUAAAUGGAAAUAGACUGAUAGUUGGAGUUUUGAGAGGCUAUGAUACCUUUAUGAACUUAGUAUUAGAUAAUACAGUGGAAAUUAAAAAAGACGAGAAUAUUGACAUUGGCAUUGUUGUUAUACGAGGAAAUAGUAUAUCCUAUUGGGAAUGUUUAGAUAAAGUCAAUAUUAAAUAA
Plasmodium vinckei vinckei is the source of this 252-nucleotide messenger RNA. RefSeq names its product small nuclear ribonucleoprotein G, putative. Gene Ontology annotation, biological process: spliceosomal snRNP assembly; mRNA splicing, via spliceosome. Lineage: Eukaryota; Apicomplexa; Aconoidasida; Haemosporida; Plasmodiidae. The coding region runs from base 1 to 252 and encodes 83 amino acids. Gene Ontology annotation, cellular component: SMN-Sm protein complex; U4 snRNP; U2 snRNP. The record is from RefSeq and is a predicted model, not a curated record. The transcript is spliced from 2 exons. Gene Ontology annotation, molecular function: RNA binding.